AUGAAACAGUCUCACACACUUGGGCAGGGGCGGCUCCUGGGGAUGCAGUCAGGAGGUGGGGGAGAUGAUGUGGCAGGCGCAGGAGGAGGGGGUGGAGAGGCUGUAUCUGGGGGAGGUGGGGGAGAUGACGUGGCAGGCGCAGGAGGAGGGGGUGGGGAGGCUGAAUCUGGGGGAGGUGGGGGAGACGAUGUGACAGGCGCAGGAGGGGGGGGUGGGGAGGCCAUGUCUGGGGGAGGCGGGGGCGAUGAAGUGGCAGGGGCAGGAGGAGGGGGAGGGGAUGCAACACCCGGAGGAGGUGGCGAGGAGGCCUUGUCUGGGGGAGGUGGGGGCGAUGAAGUAGCAUUGGCAGGAGGGGGGGGAGGGGAGGCACCACCUGGUGAAGGCAGCGGGGAGCCAUCACCCGGAGGAGGAGGUGCGGAGGAAACACCCGGAGGAGGAGGAGCGGAGGCGGUUUGA
Messenger RNA from Closterium sp. Yama58-4, 456 nucleotides. The record is from the annotation of a GenBank genome assembly. NCBI's taxonomy places the organism in Eukaryota, Viridiplantae, Streptophyta, Zygnematophyceae, Desmidiales, Closteriaceae.